Messenger RNA from Coniophora puteana RWD-64-598 SS2, 1734 nucleotides. RefSeq lists its product as uncharacterized. The coding region runs from base 1 to 1734 and encodes 577 amino acids. Lineage: Eukaryota; Fungi; Basidiomycota; Agaricomycetes; Boletales; Coniophoraceae. The record is from RefSeq and is a predicted model, not a curated record. The transcript has 2 exons.
AUGCAUCCUGCCCUCGACGUCGCAGACAUCCUAGUACUCAUCUGCGAGCAACUUGGAUCGGGUUCUUCCCGCGAAAAGUCGCUUGCUUCACUCGCACGUACAUGCACUACUUUCAGAGGGCCGGCUUUGGACGAGCUAUGGUCCGAAGGUGUCAGCAUUGCUACCCUCCUUAGCGUUCUUCCCCGCAAACCAAUGGUGUAUUUCCACUUCGAGCGUCGCAGAGCUCCGACAGAGGAUGGGUCUCCGCCUGUCUACAUAGAACGUCGAUGGGUGAGGCUCGAAGGUCUGACCGACGUACAUCGAGCCAACCUAAAGCAAUACAGUCGCCGUAUACGCUCUCUAAACAUCGGAAAUAAACUCGACUCGGACGAUGUCUAUACGCUGGAGCAUUGGCUUCUUUCUCCUGAACCAGAAGCGUCAGCGAUGUUCCCGAAGCUCAGAGAGUUGAUAGUCGACUACGCUGACGGAGGUCGCCUGGGGGCUGAUAGGUUACGCCCAUACUAUCCUCUUCUCGUACAACACCUCGAGUCUAUCACAGUGACACACAAGUCGAGGAAGGAUGAGAGAGACGCUGCCUCUCUACUUGAUUUCUUGUCACUCAUCCCUUCCCACUGUGCUCGCUUACAAAGUUUCGUCUUCUCUCACAUUUCAGAGAGAGCUUUCUGGGACCAAGGCGACAUUGAUCCUGACGAAGCAGAAUUUGCUCAACCGGCUGAACAUAUGGCGUCACAGAUAUCCGAGCUCGUGCGGGCUCUUCCGUGCCUCCGGAAGCUGGUUAUACCCGCCCUUAACGAACACGCCUUCCGUCACGUUUUACACCUGUCGACUUUACAUCACCUUUCCUUGAUUAUCCAGCCCGGGCAGCUACCCUCAUCUCAUCGCCGUGAUUUAGCUUUGGUGUCCUGCAACCUCAAAACACUUCAUCUCAAGGUGCCGCGUGGGGCUAGUGUCAUCCCAGCUCUCCUGAACCUGCCACUCAUCCCUUCUUCGCUAUGCAUCCGUUUUUACGAUGUGCCCUCCGCUUCUGACAUGGAGCGGAUUGUCAACGUCAUCACCGGAAAGGCGACUGCAGUACUCACGCACCUCAGAAUAUCAUCUCCGGUGUCGCAGAGACGUUUUCCCGUACCCUCAAUCUCUCUGAGCUGGGACAUCUUGAGCCCGCUGUUGCGUCUCAACAGCAUACACGCUCUCUACUGGGACCUUCCUACCAACAUUUCCAUCAACGACGCAGAUCUUAUUCAGCUCGCGCACGCGCUCCCUCUCCUCGAAGAGCUAAGUCUCACGCCCGAGCGGUGGUGGACUACCUCGAGCAUCACGCUCGACGGUCUGUUCGCAUUCGUGAGAAUGUGUCCUCGCCUAUCGCACCUUGGCGUAUCCGUGCCGCUUGAUUUGGCCGCUCUCGCGAAGUAUCUUGCAUCCACGUUCUCUCAAAGCGGCGAAUCCAUCUCUUCCCAUCCCUUGAAGACGCUCGUCCUCAACGGGUUACAUUUGGGUGAGGGUGGCUUCGGGCCGCUCGCGGUGAUCCUCGCUGCAGUGUUCCCGACUCUCGAGGACAUCCAUGUGUCCACUGUACAGACUGUCUGUAGAUGGGACUGGGAUAGACUGUCAGAGGUGGUCGCGGUUGGGUUGAGAAGGGCCCAGGAGGCGCGGAAGAGGGGAGAGGCCUUGCCGGUGGAGGAACAGAAUGCUUUGCUUUGGGAGAGUUGGCUGAAUGCAGAUGUGUCGGCCGAGUGA